Molecule: messenger RNA, 905 nt
Organism: Fusarium redolens
Lineage: Eukaryota; Fungi; Ascomycota; Sordariomycetes; Hypocreales; Nectriaceae
Exons: 1
Coding region: 1-786 (261 amino acids)
Source: RefSeq, a predicted model, not a curated record
AUGUCUGAAUUACAUGACUUCAUGAACCCUCCCUUUGAGAACGCUCCAUCCACUGAUGCCGCCAACACCCGCGGCAUGGAUGCCAACGGCCGAUCUCACUUGACUGGAAACGUCCAUCGAGCUGAGGACGGGGCCCGCAUCAAGGUAGAGCCGGGAUCAAAUACAGCCUUUUUCAAUCAAUGGCGUGGAUUUAAUGUUUCCGCCCAAGAAGCCAAUGCCGUGGAAGACGAGGUCAACACUGUUGACAAAGAAGACAGCCAGAAAGUAAAGGAGGAGCCUGGCUCACCUUUGUCUCCGGGAGCAAACGAAGAUGCCAUGGUAGAACCUGGCUCACCCCGAUCUCCAUCACUUUAUGCCAUUCCAGCCUCCCAUGACGCACGCAUCGUGUCAACGCCACAAGUGGCCCGACCAAUCCCGUCUCGUCAACCCUCACCUCGACGAAGCCCCCAGCGCAACGCCCUUAAAGUGCCAAUCAACGGUCGCGGCAUUCGUCGCAACUUACAGUUUUUCAUUAAUCACGGGAACCAGCGACGAGCAAUUAAUGAGGCACAGUUGUCCCGCCGGCAUCAGAUGCAGGACCAACAGUUCGAGCAACGACGGUUUCAGCGUCAGGUGGACGAACUCCAGCGGCAGCAUGAGCAGCGGCUGAAAGACGGCGAUAGCGCGCCUUGCAACAGCAUGCCUGUGUCCCGGAAGCGCGGGUUCUCUGGUGCAAGGUAUGUUGAGAGAUUCAGCGUCCGAGAUGAGGAGGACUAUGGUCGCUUGAGCCCUUAUAACUUGUACUAAGGUAUCCACGGACCAUGUUGAUUGGUUGACGAUACCCCACCAGAUAGUCCUCUAUGGAGAAGGGUAAAGACAGAAUAAGUAUUUUUGGCUGGAUUGUCAUUCUUGAGAGGACGGAGAAG